Molecule: messenger RNA, 3099 nt
Organism: Electrophorus electricus (electric eel)
Lineage: Eukaryota; Metazoa; Chordata; Actinopteri; Gymnotiformes; Gymnotidae
Source: RefSeq, a predicted model, not a curated record
CAUAAUGGGGACUAGAAUUUUUUUUUGCUGUGCUUACAGAAAUCUCUUUGUCACAAGCCUAGUCCUGCGUGCAAAUUUAAAUGGUAGUAGGUAAAGAUUUUUAAGUGAAGCAACAUGGAGGAGGACUCAGAGUCACUUUUAGCAGGAGAGUACAACACAGACCAAACUGGCUCCCUGGACCCUAGGCUAAGAAGGCCUUUCUAUGUGGAACCCAGGAACAUAGUUGAGGAUUCUGUGCAGGACCGGGUGUCUGCUGAGGCCUCUGUGCUCAACAGCAGAGUGCACUACUACAGCCGUCUGACUGGCUCUUCCGACAGACUACUGGCUCCACCAGAUCAUGUGAUCCCUCCACCCGAGGAGAUCUACAUUUACAGCCCUCUGGGUACUGCGUUUAAAGUUGACGGAGGAGAGGCCACUACCAAAAAUCCCAGCGUUGUCACAAUAUUUGCCAUCUGGAAUACAAUGAUGGGGACGUCUAUACUGAGCAUCCCAUGGGGAAUAAAGCAGGCUGGUUUUACUUUGGGGAUCAUAUCUGUCAUCUUAAUGGCUUUACUGACUCUCUACUGCUGCUACAGAAUACUCAAGUCCACUAAGUCAAUACCUUAUGUAGAUACAUCAGACUGGGAAUUUCCGGAUGUGUGUAAACAUUACUUUGGGGAAUUUGGGAAGUGGUUAAGUCUGCUCUUCUCAAUGGUAUCGCUGAUGGGGGCAAUGGUGGUCUACUGGGUGCUCAUGUCCAACUUCCUUUUCAACACGGGCAAAUUCAUCUACAACUAUGUUCACAACAUCAACAUAUCCGAUACAGAAUUUGGAACAAAUGGAACGGACAAAGUGGUGUGUCCAUAUCCAGACCUGGAUCCGCACAGCAACAGCAGUGCUGGCCUGAGUUACCAUAGUGACAACAGCACAGCUCUGUUCAACCACUGGUGGAGUAAGACCAACUCCAUCCCCUUUUACCUCAUCGUGCUGUUGCUGCCGCUGCUGAACUUCCGAUCGGCUUCCUUCUUUGCCCGCUUCACCUUCCUGGGCACUGUUUCAGUGGCCUACCUUAUCUUUUUGGUCACCCUCAAAGCCUUUAGACUAGGAUUCCACCUGGAGUUCCACUGGUUUGAUUCCACUGAAAUGUUUGUCCCAGAGUUCAGACUGCUGUUCCCUCAGCUGACUGGUGUUCUCACACUGGCUUUCUUCAUCCACAACUGCAUCAUCACCCUCAUGAAGAACAACAGAAACCAAGAGAACAAUGUCCGGGAUUUGUCCUUGGCCUACCUGCUAGUGGGACUGACGUACCUGUAUGUGGGGGUGAUGAUUUUUGCUGCCUUCCCUUCUCCUCCACUGUCAAAAGAGUGCAUAGAACCAAACUUUCUGGAUAACUUCCCUAGCAGUGAUGUGAUGGUCUUUGUGGCUCGGGCCUUCCUGCUGUUCCAGAUGAUGUCUGUGUACCCACUGCUGGGUUAUCUGGUCCGAGUCCAGCUGAUGGGCCAGCUCUUUGGGGACCACUACCCAAGUUUUGCCUAUGUCUUCAUACUCAACGUGCUCAUCGUGGGUGCUGGGGUACUUAUGGCCAAGUUUUACCCCAACAUUGGUUCCAUUAUCAGGUACUCGGGGGCUAUGUGUGGUCUAGCUCUAGUGUUUGUCUUCCCCUCCCUCAUCCACAUGAGGGCGCUGAGGCGUCGUGGAGAAUUGCGCUGGCCCUCUGCUUUCUUCCACAGUUUCCUCAUCAUGCUGGGUGCGGCCAACCUUCUGGGUCAGUUUUUCAUGUAGCCUCCUCUUUGUACUCCCUGUUCUCUCACAGACUUUGCCUCACUCACACACACACUCAUUCACUUACUGGUUCAGCAAAGGAAACUCUCAGUUUGGUGUUAUACAGUAGUAGUUCUGGUGUUUAAUUGUAGGUGGCAGUGCUGGUAUGCUGCCACAUUGCAACUUCAGCUUUGUGCCGUAGGCGGCACUUCCAGUAUUACACUGUUAGGUGGGUUUUACCUGGAAGAAUUUUGAAGCAAUAAACUCGUGACACUUGGAUGAUCUCAGUGAGCGAGUAUGUCUGUCUUUUAGUAAAAAGUUAUUACUUUUCAUUGAAUUGAACACAGUCUAAUAUAAUGUCCCAGAAUGAGUGUUACUGAAUGAAAACUAAAUUUUUUCCACUAUGGGGACUGCCCACUUUAAUUCUUAUUUCACAUUUAAUUGGCUCAUAAUAAGCUACUGAUGCGUAUAAAAGCCGAGUACUGUUCAACAGCAAAAUUGAUGCAUUUUAAGACUGUUCUUAACAGUUUUAUGGUGAAUGGCCCAAAGGUGUGAGCAACAUGUAAUUUUAUCACAUUUAAUUUGUCUAUGCAAUUUGAUUUGGUAGAUAACUAUACAUUUCAGGGUUGUCGGGAUAGUUGUGUGGAACUACACUUUUUGACUGUGCCGUAUCAAAAACUUCUUUAAUGUUGUGAUGGUGCUUUCUGACUUUAACAGUUUGAUAAUAAUGUUGAUGCUGACAGUUUUGACAGUCCAGGCCCUGUCAAGGGUUUCUUUCUCAGACUGAAAUUUGUUUUAGACUUGCUCACUCUGACAGUCAAUUACUUUGUUAAACAUACACAAUAUUAUCUUGUGUAGAUUACAUUUUAUAACCCUGUUAAUCUAAAGUCCUCUAAGCUCUGCUCUUUGAGUUAUAGAUGGAAUUGUAAACAAAGGUUUAUAUUAAAGGUCGAGCUUAUUGUAUUAAGAUAAACAAAGGGAUAUUGUCAUGUCUCUGGAAAUGGGUACAGACAGGCCGUAAGAACUGUGAUUGGUACUAACAAAUAUAUAAUGAUCUAGACCUGUCAAUACAAGAUCAAUAUAUACAGUUAGUACUGUGCGUACUGAAUAUAAAAUUCUUAUUUUCGUCUUAUGGCUGUUGGUUGUACAUAAUUACUCAUUGUUGUAUUGGUUGUAAACAUUUGUCAACUGUUGGAUAUUAAAGUGACUGCCAAUUGCAGUGCUUACAUUUGCACACCAUGUGAACCCCCACACGGAGGUUCCAAAGCUUGAAUUGCAUAUUUGUAUAGAUUUCUUCUUUGCUUGGCAACAAUAUAAUCUUGUGUGUUGCUAAAUUAUUUUAAUAAAUGUUAAAUAAUA